Molecule: messenger RNA, 324 nt
Organism: Necator americanus (New World hookworm)
Lineage: Eukaryota; Metazoa; Nematoda; Chromadorea; Rhabditida; Ancylostomatidae
Exons: 1
Coding region: 1-324 (107 amino acids)
Source: RefSeq, a predicted model, not a curated record
AUGGAAGAGGUGAGCCGCGGACAACAGGGCGACGACUGUUGUUUCCAUUCCGUUCUUCCAGCCCAAAUCUUCCGAUCCUGCCUCUUCCUGUCCUCUUCUGUGGCCCUUCCAAGUUUUGUUUUGAAGUCUCCGACAACGAAUUUGCAGAAAAACUUCUUGUUGCGGGUCACUUCGUCACCAAGAGCAGGCGCUGAGGGCGGAGGCAAAGAAUUGCCAGACGAUGUGACAGGAUCUCCUGAGAAUCAACAAGAUGCACGACAGAUGAGUGCGCAACAAAACCAACCCCGACUUCAUUUCGAGGCAAAACUCUCUCUCCGCGAAUAA